This is a messenger RNA of Camellia sinensis, 2592 nucleotides long. RefSeq names its product protein KINESIN LIGHT CHAIN-RELATED 3. The record is from RefSeq and is a predicted model, not a curated record. Gene Ontology annotation, molecular function: protein binding. Lineage: Eukaryota; Viridiplantae; Streptophyta; Magnoliopsida; Ericales; Theaceae.
CUCUCUGCCCCAUCAUCAAAUAUAUACCCUUGUCUUUUCUCACUCUCUCUCGUUCUCUCUCUCUCUCUUCAUCUAUCUAUAUAACACUCGGUGGAACACAAAAACACCACCCUUUGGUGUCCUCUUUCAUGGGUUGUUUCUGAGAUAAAUUAUUUUUAAGUUAUUUCUCGAUUAGGGUUUCGUAAAAUGCCUGGAGUUGUUGUGGAAGGAAUUCAUGAAGACGAGAUAGUUCAUGAAAAUGGAAAUUCUACACCUUUGAAGGAAAAUUCAGUUCAAAACAAGUCACCCGAAAGUCCAUUGAGUCCGCGGAGUCCUCGAAGUGCAGCUGUGAUUGAGGCCUCUUUCGAUGGAGCGGUGGACACCUCAAUCGAGCAGCUUUACGAUAAUGUAUGUGAGAUGCAGAGUUCUGAUCAGUCGCCCUCGAGGGCUAGUUUUGGAUCAGAGGGCUCAGAGAUGAGGAUUGACUCGGAGUUGCGCCAUCUUGUUGGGGGGGAGAGGAGGGAAGUCGAGAUAAUGGAAGAAGAGGGAGAAGUGGAAAAACCGGGAAAUGACUGUCAUAGUGAUUCCGGUUCCAAGAAAUUGGGGAAAAUGGAUAAUACCCAAUCUUCUAGUACAAAUUCGCCUUCCCGGGCACAAUCAAAGAAAGCUUCUCACGUGCACUUGGAAACACAAGCAUCAAAAGGAUCAAACCCCAAUAGCAAAAGUCCGCAAGAGAAGCCUCCUAUAGAUAAGAAUUCAAGAAAACCAAUAAAACGGAGGAAUUCACCACUGGGGAGGUUGAAAUUGAAGAAUGGGACCGAGGACUCGUCUGGGUCGGGGUUAGAAAACUCAGAUCUUGGACCAUUUCUGCUUAAGCAAGCAAGGGAUUUGAUUUCCUCUGGGGAUAAUCCCCAAAAAGCCCUUGAGUUAGCUCUUCGUGCAGCGAAAUCGUUUGAGAAAUGUUCAAAUGGAAAGCCCGGUUUAGAUAUGGUCAUGUGCCUACACAUCACUGCAGCUAUAUAUUGUAAUUUAGGCCAGUAUUGCGAUGCAAUUCCAAUUCUUGUGCAGUCGAUUGAGGUUCCAGUGAUUGAGGAAGGUGAAGAUCACGCCCUUGCUAAAUUUUCUGGUCAUAUGCAAUUGGGUGACACGUAUGCGAUGUUGGGCCAGCUUCAGAAAUCUAUAGCUUGUUACGCAGCUGGUUUGGAAGUCCAGCGACGAGUUUUGGGAGAUACAGAUCCGAGAGUUGGCGAGACUUAUAGGUACUUGGCCGAAGCUCAUGUUCAAGCAUUACAAUUCGAUGAGGCAGAGAAGUAUUGUCAAAUGGGUCUGGACAUCCACAAAGAGAAUGGCUCGCCUGCUUCGCUCGAAGAGGCCGCGGAUAGGAGGCUCAUGGGCCUUAUAUGCGAAGCAAAAGGCAAUCACGAGGCUGCCCUCGAGCACCUUGUUUUGGCUAGCAUGGCCAUGGCGGCGAAUGGGCUUGAAACUGAAGUGGCAUUGGUGGAUUGCAGCAUUGGUGACAUGUACUUGUCGUUGGCUCGAUACGAUGAGGCAGUUUUUGCAUAUCAGAAAGCGCUCACGGUUUUCAAGUCCUCCAAAGGAGAAAAUCACCCAUUGGUUGCUUCUGUUUUUGUCCGUUUGGCUGAUUUGUAUAACAAGACGGGUAAAUUUAGGGAAUCAAAAUCCUACUGUGAGAACGCCCUUCGAAUUUAUCUAACGCCUGUUGUUGGGAUUCCUCCUGAAGAGAUUGCCAGUGGUCUCACCGAUGUGUCUGCAAUUUAUGAAUCAAUGAAUGAACUCGAACAAGCGCUCAAUCUGUUACAAAAGUCAUUAAACAUAUACAAUGAUGCCCCGGGGCAGCAGAGCACGACUGCAGGAAUCGAAGCCCAAAUGGGAGUCAUGUACUAUAUGUUAGGAAACUACUCUGAGUCUUACACCUCCUUCAAAAACGCUAUUUCAAAGCUCAGCGCAAGUGGGGAGAAGAAAUCUGCAUUCUUUGGGAUUGUGCUAAACCAAAUGGGGCUGACGUGUGUGCAGCGUUGUGAUAUAAAUGAGGCUGUGGAGUUGUUUGAAGAGGCGAGGAGUGUUUUGGAACAAGAGUAUGGACCCUAUCAUGCCGACACGCUUGGGGUGUAUAGCAAUCUUGCUGGCGCUUAUGACGCGAUUGGAAGAUUGGAUGAAGCAAUUGCAAUGUUAGAACAUGUUGUGGGAAUGAGAGAGGAAAAGCUUGGGACAGCGAAUCCCGAUGUGGACAAUGAAAAGAAGAGGUUGGCCGAGUUAUUGAAAGAAGCAGGUCGGGUCCGUAGUCGAAAAAACAGAUCAUUAGAGAACCUCCUUGAUGCCAAUCAUCAUCAUACCAUAAAAAAAGUUGAGAUUAAGGUAUAAGAAUUUUUAUAUUAUUGAGAAUGAUGUAAUAUAGAAAAUAUGUAUAAACCAAGAACCUAAAAGAAAAGAAAGAAAGAAAAGAUAAAGAAGUAUAGGGUGGUUGGUGUGUUGAUUAGAUUCUUGUUUUGGGUAUCAAAUGAAAUUAUGUUUUUAAUAUUGAUUUAUUUUAUUUAUAUUGAUUGAAGGUGAUUGAUUCUGUUUUGUAUUAUAAUGUUUAAAUGAUUGUGAAGA